AUGGCAAAGACGAAGCCUUGCUUUAGCCUUAGCUUACCGUGCAACCGCAUGAUCUUCGUUGAUUCGGUGGCACGUCAUACCGGCUAUCUGGAAGUCGCUUGUUUCACAGGCCGGCCGGCCGGCCAUCCGGUGACCAAGCAACUAAGAACCACCCCGGAAGAAGUGCCGUCGUGCUGCCACUGCUGCGGUCAGCUGCAAGCCGACAACCCGAUGGAGUUGGAAACCCCUUGGCGCCGGGACUUUAAGGUCCAUUCAAAACUGAACGAUGAUCAGGUGAACGUUCUGACCACCCAAGGUCGAAUCUUCAACUUCCUAGAACGACCCGUCGGCUUCCGUUGCUAUUUCUACCACGUCUGCAUGUAA
Molecule: messenger RNA, 363 nt
Organism: Soboliphyme baturini
Lineage: Eukaryota; Metazoa; Nematoda; Enoplea; Dioctophymatida; Soboliphymatidae
Source: the annotation of a GenBank genome assembly